Aureobasidium vineae is the source of this 720-nucleotide messenger RNA. NCBI's taxonomy places the organism in Eukaryota, Fungi, Ascomycota, Dothideomycetes, Dothideales, Saccotheciaceae. The record is from the annotation of a GenBank genome assembly.
AUGCCUUUCGCCAAGUUGUUCAAGUGCUGCAAGAUUGCUGGCGCCGCCCACUCUGACGAGACCCCUGCCAUCCGCCUUAUCACCAUCAACAAGCCCGUUACUAAGAACGCUGUCUCCAUCCUCCCCACUCCCACCAAACCCAUCCCUCAGCUUGACGUCUCUCCCUCUUCAAGCACCUCCGUCGCCAUGCUCGACCACGCCUCGAUCAGCAGCAUCAACUCGCCUGUCAACUCGUUCACCAUCAACGACGACUACGAGAAUGUCGACCUCGCCAGUUCCAUCGUCUUCUCUACACCUCCCAGAAAGGUACGCAAGGCACUGGUCUCACCUUUCGAUGACCAGCACGAGGUCGGAUACGCACUCGCUGUUACUGGCUCUUCCUUCGACAACGAAGACGAUUUCUUCUAUGCCUCUUCUCCAUGCUCCACCACGCCCUCCGUCCUCUUCGAGCAGUCUAGCCGUAUCAACUCAUUCAACACCGUUGCCUCGUCCGUCGACAGCGAAGUCGGUGACCAGUACCACGUCAUUUACGCUCCCACUACUGCUGCCCAUGAGGAUGAGGCCGAUCAGCGUGCCAUGGAACACCAGCGUGGUAACCUCCAAUACCAGAAUCUGCAGCGUAAUGACACCCUUGCCAUGCUGGAAGGCACGAUCCCUCAGCCCAAUGACACUCUGGACUCCGAGCUCAUGGAGACCUUGGCUGUCUUUCUGGGUCACAAG